UGCUCAACGCCAUUUUGUCAUUUGAUUUGAUGAUCAUUGACUGUGUUUGCUGCAAUUUUUAUAUUCCAUCCAGAACUUGAUUACAAUUUACUUAUAAUCUUAGCAUAAACAACAAUACUAGAAAUGGCGGAAGAUUUCGACGUAGAAGCUAUGCUUGAAGCACCCUACAAAAAAGACACUAAUGAGGUUAAAAUCAGUCUUACGUCCAACGACUCGUGUUCCAUGCAGGGUUGCCGAGGACUCACUAGAUCCCGCUUGGUUCAUCACACACGCCCGACAACACAAAAUAUUAGGGCUCACUUGAAACCCUAAAUAAAAAGUGAGACGAGGUGGAUUAUACAAAAUAAGUUUUGAUUGAUUGAACUGGAUCAAGUAUACCCAGCACGUUCCUUACUUAGUCAGGACGACGGUAAGUCUAGUCCCGACUAGACAUCGCGUGAUUCCCAACAAAAAUUAAAAACCAGCCUCACCUUUCUAUUUCGCUCUCUCUAAUCAAAUUUAUUUUGUUUUGCUGUUGUUUGCAGUUAAUUAUCGCAACACAACACGUCUGUUUAGUGUUGGGGUUUUUAACUGGGGUCGAAAUGUACUUCAGCUAAGUCAUGAGCUUGUUUUCGACGAGUCUUGGAUAUGUCGAAGGAUGAACUAAAUGGGAAAUCCACUUCGCAUAAGGAAAAUGGAGACUCUCACAAACAUCGCUCCUCCGAGAAGUCCGGUCGCAGAAGUAGAAGUCGCUCCAAGGAGAAGAAACGGAGUAAAUCGCGAGACAGGAAAAGGAGCAGGGAUAAGGAUAGACGGAGGAGCAAGAGCCGCGACAGGAAACGGUCAAGAGACCGUAAGAGAAGCAAAUCGCGCGAUAAACGUUCCAAGUCUAGAGAAACCAGAAGAAAUAGACGCGGUAGCAGAGAUAAGCGUAGAUCACGCACGCCACCAUCAAGGAAACGCUCUCCAUCACCACCUUCCGUCAAAUUACCUUUCCCGAAAAAAGCUAGAUCUCCUAUUGGUUUAGGUUAUAAUCGAAGUGGUUCGCCUGGGGAGGAGCUUAGUCCAGAAGAAAGAGAUGCCAGAACUGUGUUUGUAAUGCAAUUAAGUCAACGGAUACGCAAUAGAGACCUCGAAGAUUUCUUCAGUUCUGUGGGCAAAGUAAGGGACGUAAGGAUGAUCACAUGUAACAAAACGAGAAGAUUUAAAGGCAUCGCGUAUAUUGAAUUUAAAGAUCCAGAGAGCGUUGCUUUAGCUUUAGGUUUAUCUGGGCAAAAGUUACUUGGUGUUCCAAUAAUUGUUCAACAUACGCAAGCCGAAAAGAAUCGCAUGGGCAAUGCUAUGCCCAAUUUAAUGCCGAAAGGUAUGACUGGUCCGAUGAGACUAUAUGUUGGAUCGCUUCAUUUUAAUAUUACCGAAGAAAUGCUCAGAGGAAUUUUCGAACCAUUCGGUAAAAUUGACAAUAUUCAAUUAAUUAUGGACCCCGAAACGGGUCGUUCUAAGGGAUAUGGAUUUAUUACAUUCCACAAUUGUGAUGAUGCUAAAAAGGCUUUAGAACAAUUAAAUGGAUUUGAGUUGGCCGGUAGACCAAUGAAAGUCGGAAAUGUUACAGAAAGGUUGGAUUUACAACAGCAAGGUCCAUCACUAUUGGAUUCAGAUGAAUUGGAUAGAUCCGGUAUAGAUUUAGGGGCGACUGGUCGUCUUCAACUUAUGUUCAAGUUAGCUGAAGGCGCAGGCAUGCAGAUUCCCGCACCAGCUGCUAAUGCUCUUAGUAUGGCAACAGGACAGCCAGUGGUUCCUCAAGUUCAAUCGACAACUACACCUCCAAUUGCAACCCAAUGUUUUAUGUUGAGUAAUAUGUUUGACCCAUCAAGUGAAUCAAAUCCGAAUUGGGAUAUUGAAAUUCGCGACGAUGUAAUAGAAGAAUGCAACAAACACGGCGGUGUUUUGCAUGUUUACGUUGAUAAAGGAUCGCCUCAAGGUAAUGUUUAUGUAAAAUGUCCUUCGAUCGCAACGGCUGUUGGAUCAGUAAAUACGUUACAUGGUCGAUGGUUUGCUGGCCGAGUAAUUACAGCCGCUUACGUUCCUUUAAUCAAUUAUCAUUCUUUAUUCCCUGAUGCGAUGUCUACUACUCAAUUACUUUUACCUACGCGUAAAUAAUAUAAAAGAAACCGGUGAAUUUUUGAUUUCAUAUUGUCUUCAUAAUUUAAUUCUUUAUUUUUGUUGUAAAAAGUAAAAUUACAUAUUUUUUCCUUUAUAUUAUCAUUUUACAUUACUCUCUAAGUCAAACUAAUAUACAUCUACAA
Molecule: messenger RNA, 2285 nt
Organism: Nicrophorus vespilloides
Lineage: Eukaryota; Metazoa; Arthropoda; Insecta; Coleoptera; Silphidae
Gene: Caper
Product: RNA-binding protein 39
Exons: 9
Coding region: 628-2139 (503 amino acids)
Biological process (GO): mRNA processing
Cellular component (GO): nucleus
Molecular function (GO): RNA binding
Source: RefSeq, a predicted model, not a curated record